AUGUUGCGGCAAGCGGUGCGCGAGGGGUUGCGGGAUUCCUUUCACAAGCUGGGCCACUUCGUCGCCAACCACCCGGUGUUCUUUGCCUCGGCGCCCGUGCUCCUCUCGGUGCUGCUCGGCGCCAGUUUCAGCAGAUACCGUGUAGAGGAGGAAGUGGAGCGCCUGCUGGCUCCCAAACACAGCCUGGCGAAAAUCGAGGGCAACCUGGUGGACAGCCUGUUCCCCGUCAACCGCUCCAAACACACACUCUACUCGGACCUGCAGACACCGGGCAGGUAUGGGCGCGUGAUCGUGACCUCGCGCAGGGGCAGUGUGCUCGAGCCUCACCACGUUGACCUCGUCCUGAAGCUUCACAGUGCCAUCACCCACAUCCAGGUUUCGAUGCUGGGCUUCAACUACACCUUCGCUCACCUCUGCCUGCUGGACGAUAGCAAGAACUGCAUCAUAGAUGACAUCCUGCGAGUGCUAGAGGAGAUGCAAACAGCCCGUGCUUUGAACCGGACCGUGCCACCGCUGCGCUACCCCAUCACACGACUCAAGGACGGGCGAGAGGCCUACAUCGGACACCAGCUUGGCGGGGUGCAGACGGUGGGCAGUGGUCGUGAAGGUGUCCGUGCUGCCCGUGCUCUCCAGCUCACUUACUACCUGCAGGUCACCAGUGCGCUGAAUGAGGUGGUGGCGGCUCGCUGGGAGCUGCUGUUCUGCCAUGAGCUGGAGCGCUUCAGUAUUGCACACUCCGAGCUGGGGCUCUACCCAUUCACCUCGUCCUCGCUGCAGAGGGACUUUCAGAGGACGAGUCGCGUCUCUGAACGCCCGCUGCUCUUCAGCUUGGCUGCAUGCCUCUCACUCGCUGUGCUUUGCUCCUCUAUGAGAGACUGCGUACGCACCAAACCCUGGCUGGGGAUCCUAGCAUUGGUCACUGUCAGCCUCGCAACACUCACCUCUGCUGGGAUCUUUAACCUCACUGGAGGGAAAUACAACUCCACGUACCUCGGCAUUCCUUUCAUCAUGCUGGGUCAUGGCUUGUUUGGCACAUUCGAGAUGCUGUCUUCGUGGCGAAGGACCCGUGAGGACCAGCAUGUAAAAGAGCGAGUGGCUGCUGUAUUCUCAGACUGCAUGCUUCCCUUCACAGCCAGCACCGCCCUACACUUGGUCACCUUUGGCAUCGGCGCCAGCCCAUUCACGAACAUCGAGGCCAUGCGCCUGUUCUGCCGCAUUGCCUGCAUUUCCAUCCUCUUCAACUACCUCUACAUCCUCACCUUCUAUGGGUCUAACCUGGUUUUUGCAGGUUACCUUGAAAACAACUAUCGGCACAGCCUGUUCUGCAGGCGUGUACCCAAGCCUGAUUUACUGCAACAAAAGCCAGCUUGGUAUCGCUUCCUGAUGUACACGCAUUACAACGAGGAAACAUCUGAACCCGGAGACCUACAGGUCUAUGAGAACCAUCUCCUGGUGGCCUUCAUGAAGCGUUACUAUUGCGACUGGAUCACCAACACUUACGUCAAACCCUUUGUAGUGCUCUUUUAUUUAGUAUACAUAUCCUUUGCAUUGAUGGGCUACCUACAGGUGAGCGAAGGCUCGGAUCUCAGUAAUGUUGUUGCCACUGAGACCAGCACCAUCGCAUACACCCGGGAACAACAAAGCUACUUUAGUAGUUACAGCCCUGUAAUUGGCUUUUACAUCUAUGAAUCUAUCGAGUACUGGAACACCAGUGUACAAGAGGAUCUCCUCGAGUACACCAAAGGAUUUGAGCGGAUCUCCUGGUUUGAGAGUUACCUGAACUACUUGCAUGGUCUGAACAUCUCAACCAGCCUUUCACGCAGAAACUUCACUGAGUACCUACGCUCAGGCUUCCUCCGCCAGCCUCGCUACCUCCAUUUUUCAGAUGACAUCAUAUUCGCCAAGCGGGCAGAUGGAGAGUUUGAUGUAGUGGCUUCCCGGAUGUUCCUGGUGGCCAAGACGACAGAGAACAAGCGAGAGGAGAUGUCUAUUUUGUUAGACACGCUGCGCAAGCUCUCACUGACCUCCAGGGUGAAGUUCAUCAUCUUCAAUCCUUCUUUUGUGUACAUGGACCGCUACGCAUCGUCAGUGGGUGCCCCAUUGAAGAACUCGUGCAUUGCUGCUCUGUUCUUACUCUUCUUUUCUAGCUUUUUGGCUGCUGACCCCUUGGUGAAUGCCUGGAUAACUGUGACAGUAGCCUCUGUAGAAUUUGGUGUGGUGGGAUUUAUGACUCUAUGGCAGGUGGAGUUAGACUGCAUGUCAGUGCUGUGUCUGAUUUAUGGGGUUAACUAUGCCGUGGACUCAAGUGUGCCUCUCGUGUCAGCCUUUGCUCUGGGACGGGAAUCAACACGUACGCGAUGGGUGAAGGUGUCCCUGGAGCGGCACGGGGUCCCUGCCUUGCAGAGUUAUAUGUGCUAUGGUGCGGCCUUGUUACCUUUAGCAGCUGUUCCAUCCAAUCUUACUCACACGCUAUUCAGGUGUUUUUUCCUCACUGCUCUCAUCACUGCCUUCCACUGCCUGGCUAUCCUUCCAGUCAUCCUGACAUUCUUACCUCCCUCCAAGAAAAAGAGGAGGGAAAGGAAAAAUGUGGCUGAGCACCGGGAGGAGAUUGAAUGCGUCGAGAUGGCAGACAGUACCCGAGUGGUUGAUCAGAUUACCACUGUAUGA
Messenger RNA from Neoarius graeffei (lesser salmon catfish), 2667 nucleotides. RefSeq names its product patched domain containing 1 (gene ptchd1). NCBI's taxonomy places the organism in Eukaryota, Metazoa, Chordata, Actinopteri, Siluriformes, Ariidae. Gene Ontology annotation, biological process: cognition; chemical synaptic transmission. The record is from RefSeq and is a predicted model, not a curated record. Gene Ontology annotation, cellular component: plasma membrane; synapse. Bases 1 to 2667 code for a protein of 888 amino acids. The transcript has 3 exons.